GAGAGAGAGAGACAGGAGAAAAUAAACUUGUGCAAGAUGGCGUCUGACUGGAGGGAGAGGGAGCCCCUCUCUGCAAUCCCUGGGUGCUGAGAGAGGGGAGCAGGCAGCCUGGGUGGGAGGCUGCACCCUACAUGGCGCUGGGAAGGCUGUCUCUGCUGUGGGGUUUGCAUUGGGCUGGCUGUGUCCUGGUGGUGGCUGCAAGGGAGACCAUCAGACUGGACCUCAGCUGCAGCCCCGGCCAGACACACACUGUGCUCCAACCAGACCAGGAAGCCAUCUUAGAUUGUGAGGUGGGCAGCAGAGAAGUGCCGUACAAUGUAACCUGGAAGAAGGAUGGGGUUCACCUAAACACAGAUGAAUCCCUGAGAGUCCUCCACAAUGGGUCCCUGGUCAUAAUGCAGAUGGAAAGAGACAACAUUGAGGGAAGAUAUUCCUGUGCAGCCCAGGACUCUGUUGGGAUUGUAACAGGCAGAAGUCGCACAGUGAGACUGGCAAGUCUUCCCUCUUUCCGCCAACAGCCUGAGUCUCAGACUGUGAUGCUGAACAGCAUGGCAAGGUUUGAGUGUGGCUUUACCGAGUUUCCACCUCCUGAGAUCACCUGGCAAAAAGACCAGGCUCCGGUUCCAGCUGAGUCUAGGUUUCUUACCCUCCCCUCUGGAGUCCUGCAGAUAUCAGGGGUCCAGGAGAAGGAUGAAGGCUUUUAUCGUUGUGUGGCAUCCAACAUAUUGAACUCCAUCUACAGCAAUGCAGCACAUCUGUCUGUUGUACAAGAUGCCGGUGUUUAUGCCUUGCCAGAGGAGCUGACAAUUACUAGAGCACCACAAAACCUGACAGUGGAAGAAGGUCAAAGUGCUGUCAUGGAAUGUAUGGCUAAAGGGAAUAUUGAACCUCUGAUCUCUUGGAUCCGCCAGGAUGGAAAGCCAAUCUCUCCUGAUAUCAAAGUGCUGGGAGAGACCAAUCUCCUGGUGCCAGAGGCGCAGCUGCAUCAUGCUGGGGUCUAUGUGUGCCGAGCCAACAAGCCACAUACUCGUCAUUUUGUCACUGCUGCAGCCCAACUUCAUGUUCUGGUCCACCCAAUCAUUACCCAGCCCCCAGAGACUAUCACUCGGGCCCGUGCUGGAACUGCUCGAUUUGUGUGCAGGGCCGAGGGGGAGCCAGAACCAACAAUUCACUGGCUAAAGAAUGGACAGCCACUUUUCUCCAAUGGCAGAGUGAGAAUUCAGCCCAGGGGCAGUCUAAUUAUCACACAGAUAGCCCUGGAGGAUGUGGGAUACUACCAAUGUUUGGCAGAGAACAAUGUUGGCAGCGCCUGUGCCACUGCUAAAUUGUAUGUGACAGUUCAGGACGGACUGCCUGGCCCACCGCAAGCUGUAAAGGCAGUGACAGUUUCCAGCAGAUCAUUGACAGUGGGAUGGGAACAGCCAGAGAGUAACUGGGAGAGAGUCAUAGGCUUCUCUCUGCACUACACCAGGACUGGAGGCUCAGACAAUGUGGAAUACCAGUUUGCAGUAAAUAAUGAUACAACAGAACUAUACAUUAGAGACCUGGAACCAGGGACAAAGUAUACCUUCUAUGUGGUAGCAUAUUCCCAGCAAGGUGCCAGCAGUGCGUCUCAGCCAGUUGUUAUAAAGACUCUGGAUGAAGUUCCAGCAGCUGCCCCGACUCUGAACCUUCACAGUGAUUCCCCUUUGCGCCUACAUGUGCGCUGGCAACCGCUACCCCCUGAGCUGAGCAAUGGGCAAGUCAACAAAUACCGCAUUGAUUAUGGCACUCAGAAAGAUGAUGACAUUUCCUACAUGGAGGUUCCAGGGAAUGAGACACAGGCCGUCCUGGUGCCAGUGCAGCCCAACAGUUUGUACAAAGUGAGGAUCUCAGCUAGUACAGCAGCAGGCUAUGGAAUUCCCUCCCACUGGAUUCAGCAUCACACUCCUGACACAGACAACCAGACACAAGCCCCAUCUCAGAUGCAGCUGAAGGUCACUCCCCGCACUGAUUCCCUCACCCUCAGUUGGGAGGUGCCCCACGUUGAGUUUCCAAUCACUAGCUUCAGGUUGUAUUACCGCCUUAUAUGCCCUGCUCUGGCUUUUGGUGGCUCCUGUCAACAGCAAAUGGAAAGGUGGGAUGGGACUCCUAUCAAGCUCAAAAAGAAGAGGAGACAAUAUGAAAUAACACAGCUAAUGCCUGGACAAUUGUACCAAGUGAAAUUAGUGGCAUUUAAUAAAAAUCAGGAAGGGCAGACUGUUACAUGGAAAGGAAGGACCAGGCAGAUUCCCUCCAUUGCACCAGUCCCCCCUGCACAGAGGAUUCCCCCGCUCCCACCCAGUUAUGUUGAGGUUGAACCUAACAGCUCCACGUCGGUUUGGGUACGGUGGAGAAAACCUGCUUUCACCACAAGCAAAAUUGUCAACUACACAGUGCGUUGUGGGCCAUUGGGAGCUGUGAAUGCCUCGCUUGUGACCUAUCAUGGCAGUGCUUCUGAAGAGAUCCUGGUUUCAGGCUUGAAACCUUAUACCAAGUACGAGUUUCAAGUACGGUCUAAUGGCAUCGGUGUGGAAGGGCCGUAUAGUGACAUCAUGGAGAAAAUGACACUGCCAGACAGGCCCUCUUCGCCACCUGCUGACCUGGUACUGCAGCCCCUGUCCCAGUUUUCUGUUCAGCUGCACUGGCGCCCCCCUGUGGAACCAAAUGGAAUCAUUGCACAAUAUCUGCUCAUGUACACGACCAACAGCAGUCAACCUGAUGAGAUGUGGACUCUCUUAACCAGAGAUGGAAACAUAUUCAGCACAGAGGUGCAGGGAUUGCAGAGUGGGACCAAAUAUUAUUUCAAGAUGGGAGCAAAAACUGUGUCAGGCUGGGGACCCUACACCAAUGUAUUAGAGGUGGAGACUUUACCUUCUACACUAUCAGCAGAUGUCCUGGACAUGAAUUCUGUGACUGGUAUCAUAGUGGGGGUCUGCCUUUGUCUCCUGUGCCUCUUGCUGUGUAUGUGUGCCAGCUUCCAGCAGGGCAAGAAGAGAGACAGCUCGGAUAUAGGGUCUCGCUCCAGCAGAGGCCCCACAUCUUAUCAGCGAGCCAGACAGGGGUCCUGCUCACAGGGUCAUGGUCAAGAUUCACAUGAACUAGAGACACUUAUGCCCUCCCAGCAGGAAGAUACACCAUCUCUUCCUGUUCCAGAGGCCACGAAUCUGAUUAUAGGACAGAACCUAGUCACAACAUCCCAACCAGAGGAAAAAAAUCCACUGAAAAUGAAGCCAUCCUGGAAUGGAUCUGUUACCCAGAACUGGGCUAAUCACAUCACUAGUUACACGGAGUCCAUUACUGGAGACCUCUCAUCAGCAGCAAAUGGCUUGGCAAAUCCAUUGUCCUCUGGAGGCUUAAGAAUGAUGUUGAAUGACCUUUCUUAUGAACCCUUAAAGGUAGAUGUUGGGAGGAGUCACAGGAAUUCAUCUCAGAACCAAGUUGAGGCAGACGUCAUUGUACAUUCUGAUUUCUCUGCCUCCGAAAGGAGUGGACAUUGUGCUGGUCUGGAUUCUGAAGAAGAGGAGGAAGAUCUCAGUCUGGAUCAGGACAGGUCCAUAAAUGGAACUCAAGCCACAGUUCCCAGUCCUCAAGUCCAGCCUCUAACAGAGGAACAAAGACAAGACAAGAGGGAAGAAGAAUUAAUCCCAACAAAAACAGACACAAAAACAGAUGCUACAGACUUAAAGAACCAGCUCCUCCUCAACGGCUUCCACAAGAGUGUGGACUCUCAGGAUCUUCAGCCAACAGAGAGCAAUGUUCUCAGUGUAGAGUGCGGAGACUCACUUGCAGAUGAUGUUUCUGUUGUACUGAAAGCCCCGCAAGACUUAGCACUCAGCAAUACACAUGCUUCUUCACUUCAUCCCAGUUCACCUGACAGGCAGUGUACUGACUCAUUAAAUGGCUGAGACACUAAACUCCAGCUUCUUGAGAUGAAGUGUGUGUGAGUUUGUUUAAAAUUAAAGGGCUGAGGGAACAAACUCGCUUUCCAGGCAGAGUAGGAACGCAAAGAACAUCAACUUUAUGCCACAAUUGUGUAAAACUGGGGAUACAGGAUUGUUUCAGCUAUGGCGUAAAGGUAACAGACCCUUCUGCAUUGGCGACAGCCCUUUAUAAAGCAAAGAGUAUUAAUAUUGCACUCGCACUUGUGAAGCAAGUAAAUGAUAUCUGUGAAUGGAGUUAACCACUUUGGAGUUCACCAGAGGAUUGUGUUGCAUUCUCACAGUAUUUUCCGUACAUGAAGUUCACCUGCUGAAAAUCCUCCUUGUUAAUAAUGAAUUUUAUUUUUUAUAAGACUUGACAUUCCUGUACCUAAACUAAGCCAUGUGCCUAAAGGAAGUCAUGUAUUAGUCAACAAAGGAAGAAGCUGAAACCAAGCCAGGAACCCCAGCAGGUGAUGGGUCAGAGUUUAAUUCACCAUACAAGUUGCCUUUUAAGCUUUGAAGCAUCAGAAAGUAUACUUUACCACUUACAAUACUGUCCAAAGAGCUUGCAGCAGGGAUUUCAAGGUCAUCAUGAUCCUUCAUCAGUUGCAAACUACAACUCCCUAUAGUAGAGAUGUCAGACUCACAUCCUUCCAGAUAGAGUUGCCUAACUCUAGACAUAAGCAGAGAAUGAUGAAGGCUAUGAAAUGGGGUUAGCCAAGAAGAGGCCAGCUGUUUAGCAGUCCUUUGUUGGCUUCCCCAACCUUCUCUGCAUAAAUGCCAUAACAGGCCAGGUAUUGGCUUAGGGUAAGACUACAUGGAUCCAACGAGCUACGACAAAACACCUUUGACAAGUCGCAUGCGACAGAAAUUAGGUAAGAGAUAGAAAUGUCAGAUAAAGUUGCAUCAUUGAUCCGUCGCGACACGACUGUCGGAUGCAGACGCAGCGUGCAUGUAGUCCUACCCUUAUUGCUCUGCUUCUAGAACAGGCAAUUUCAUCAUCAAUUUAGCGUUAAUCUCCCCUGCACCCAAGUGGGGAUAGUUUAUAUCAUGGCCUUUGAAGGCUCAAGGCAUCUGGAGUUGGACAGCUGCUCGAAACCAAAACUCGCAGAAACCCUACACAAACCAAGCAUGUGUUAGGAUGUUGUAGUUCAUAAACAGUUGGUGGGACACAAAUUGACAUCUCUGGCUGAGAACCUGAAUUUGGUACAAUACACAUUCACUGGGUUUCCCAGAACAAAGCUCAGUGCAUGUGUGAUCUUGUUACUGACAGGUGAUGUUGUUGUGUAUCUCUGCGCUGGUGCAUUUGGUUACAUUCCAAGUUUAGGUCCUAGAUUUAUUAAAGUUGAAACAAUCACUGGGCAAAUUUCUUAUCUGCUUUCUAGCAAUUUUUAUGCCAAAUUUGGAUGAAUUUAUUGCAUCUGGGGAAUUUUUACGUAUCAAGCUAAGCUCCCCUUUGGCAGUGCAAUGGCAACAUCUCCAGAAAAUAUGCCAAUUUGCUGCCACUGCCACCAAAAUGUCAUCCAAGGCUUAAAGGGGAUCUAUAGUGAAAAUGAAGAUUUAAUAUAAGCUUCAUCUCACUGAAAUAAGACACACUCUAAAUACAAUCAAUUAAAAAUUCAGAAGAUCCCCUUUAAAAUUCACUAGAAAGCAAAUAAAGAAUCCAAAGGAUUCUCAUGCUCUUCGGAUGAAUCUUAACUCCUCAUUGGUUAAUGGAUUCAUACUUGAGCUGGGAAAUGAUUUUGUUACAGACACCAAUACCAAUACAACUGUCUGGGACUUAUGGAGCUGCUACACAGUUUCCCAUGUGUAACAAUGCCUCCCUUUCUACGCACUCUGUGAGUGCCUUCUCACAACCUCCAAGACUCAUUUUCUAACUCAUUGCACCCACCGGGGUUACAGUGUGGUGUAUGCAUUCCCUGGUGUGAUUUAUUCCCAGAACUCCCUGGCGCUAAAAAUGAAUUGACCUUUUCGUAUUGUGCUCCGUAUUUGCUAGCAAAUUUCCUGUGAUCAGUCUCAUACUCAGAUAGUGUGACCUCCUGCAAUUCUAUGCACUCAGCUCAAUAUAAUAAGUUGGUCACUAACCAGGUCAGCUGAUGGGGGGGUUCACAUAUUUAAUAUGAUCCCUUCGCUUAAAAUGGGGGAUACCCAAUAGCCUAUAUUCACCAAAGGUCAAUAAAAUAAAGUUUAAAAAAACAGUAUUACUAAAUUUUAACAUCAGUUUUAUCAUGUACCAAUAUGAAUUUUGUUUAUAAAUGUCAAUAUAGUAUAUAAGAUUUAAAUAAAGUGGAUGGAUGACUGCA
This is a messenger RNA of Xenopus laevis (African clawed frog), 6244 nucleotides long. RefSeq names its product immunoglobulin superfamily, DCC subclass, member 4 L homeolog (gene igdcc4.L). The transcript has 20 exons. The record is from RefSeq and is a predicted model, not a curated record. Lineage: Eukaryota; Metazoa; Chordata; Amphibia; Anura; Pipidae. Bases 132 to 3926 code for a protein of 1264 amino acids.